GAAUCCAGAAGACCUCGGUGUAUGCGGUAAUUAACAUGUUUUCUAGCUAACUAUCCAGAGUGAAAACUACCUCGCUGCUGUUUAUCUCCUACACUGACCACUAACCUACAGUCUUUGAAAUCUUAAGUCUCAUAUCACAUUGAACUGACGAUGAAGGACCGACUGGAACAACUAAAAGCGAAGUCGGAUCAAACUCCUGAUGAUGUGGAAAUUCCGGUGGAUAAUAAAGAAUUUAUGGAUGAGUUCUUCGCUCAGAUUGAAGAAAUCCGCACCAGUAUUGACAAGAUUGAUGAAAAUGUAGGCGAGAUAAAGCGACUGUAUUCUGUCAUCCUCUCUGCACCUACAUCAGAACAGAAGACACAGGAUGAAUUGGAAGCAGUUACCAAUGAGAUAAAGAAACUGGCCAACAAUGCUCGUAACAAACUCAAAAGCAUUGAGCAGAGUUUGGCAUCUAACACUGAAGAGAGGGUUUCAGCAGAUAUCCGGAUAAAGAAAUCUCAGCAUGCUAUUCUUGCUAAGAGAUUUGUAGAAGUGAUGACCAAAUACAAUGAAGCCCAAUUGGAGUUUAGAGAGAAGAGCAAAGGGCGCAUCCAAAGACAGCUGGAGAUCACUGGCAAAGCCACAACUGAUGAAGAGCUGGAGGAAAUGCUGGAUGGCGGAAAUGCUGCAGUAUUCACAGCAGGAAUUAUGGACUCUGGGAUAUCAAAACAGGCACUAAGUGAGAUUGAGGCACGACACAAAGAUAUUAUGCGACUGGAGAGCAGCAUAAAAGAGUUGCACGACAUGUUUGUGGACAUUGCAGUACUGGUGGAAAAUCAGGGAGGCAUGAUUGACAGGAUUGAGAGCAACAUGGACCAGUCUGUGGGUUUUGUUGAAAGAGCCGUGGCUGACACUAAAAAGGCUGCAAAGUUCCAACAAGAAGCACGCAGGGUGAGUACAACAAUUGUGUCAUAUAAUAAAUUACACCUUUACUUAGUAUAUUUUGUACUACAUGUAGACUACCAGUGCUGAGAUUCUUAAAUUGAAUUUUUCUUGUAGCAUUUUUCUUUAUUUUGAUUUUCCAUCUUCUAUUUUUCUUCAUGCAUUGAUGUCCUCUUUUUCUUCCUCAUAAUUUUAACCUCAUCUCUGUGUGUCUGUUCUCUACACCUUCUAAAUCUCUUCUUCCCAAUCAUCCUUUCCCCUUGCUUUCCUCCACUAUCAUUAUAUCGUUAUCAUGCUGUCACUGGCUG
This is a messenger RNA of Carassius auratus (goldfish), 1229 nucleotides long. RefSeq names its product syntaxin-3-like. Bases 151 to 1011 code for a protein of 286 amino acids. The record is from RefSeq and is a predicted model, not a curated record. The transcript is spliced from 9 exons. NCBI's taxonomy places the organism in Eukaryota, Metazoa, Chordata, Actinopteri, Cypriniformes, Cyprinidae. Gene Ontology annotation, biological process: exocytic insertion of neurotransmitter receptor to postsynaptic membrane; intracellular protein transport; vesicle fusion. Gene Ontology annotation, cellular component: plasma membrane; postsynapse; SNARE complex. Gene Ontology annotation, molecular function: SNARE binding; SNAP receptor activity.